This is a messenger RNA of Linnemannia hyalina, 2034 nucleotides long. Lineage: Eukaryota; Fungi; Mortierellomycota; Mortierellomycetes; Mortierellales; Mortierellaceae. The record is from the annotation of a GenBank genome assembly.
AUGGCUCGCUCCUACCAGGGUCAGCCUUCCGGAAGCAGCCCUCACAGCUACUCCCCUGUCAACGACGACAGUUCUGACAGCGAUGACAAUUCGGAAAGUACUCCCUUUGCCAAGCACAACAGAGUCCAUCUCUACCAGCAACCAGAGGAGGAUGACGAGUUAUACCCCAAAGUAGGUCCAGGCGCAGACCUCUGGACCACCUUCAGGACACGACUGAGAUACUACGUCCCCGUCUUCCGCUGGCUACCCCACUACUCCAUGGACGGCUUCGGACACGACUUCAUCGCCGGCCUCACCGUCGCCUGUCUCAUCAUCCCCCAGUCUCUGUCCUAUGCCACCGCCCUCGCCCACCUCGACCCCAUCCACGGUCUCUACUCUGCCUUUAUCCCCGGUGUCAUCUACUCCAUCUUUGGAACCUCGCGUCAGCUCUCUGUCGGUCCCGAAGCCCUUGUCUCUAUGCUGGUUGGUUCUGCUAUUGCCCAGCAUCAACAUGCCAUCGGCAGCACGGAUCCCAAGACUGCAGUCGCUAUCGGAUGCAUCAUCACCCUCUUUGUCGGCUUCUUCACUUUCUUCCUGGGCUUUGUUCGUCUUGGAUUCCUGGACUCUGUUCUCUCUAGAGCAUUGUUGCGCGGAUUCAUCACCGCCGUCGCUGUCGUGGUUAUCAUUGAGCAGUCGAUCACCCUCUUUGGACUCAAGGAAAUCGCCGAGGAAUUUGGCAUUGGCGAACAGUCCUCUACCGUCGAAAAGGUCGCGUUCAUUGCUGAGAACUUUGGCCGCAUUCACACCUUGACCACGAUCGUCUCCUUCUCGAGCAUUGCCUUCUUGCUCUCGUUCGGCUCGCUCAAGAAGCGACUCACAAAAGUCCCUUUCUUGGCCUUUAUUCCAGAAAUUCUGCUCUGUGUUAUCCUCUACACCGUUCUCACUGGUCUCUUCCGCUGGGACAAAGAUGGCCUUGCUAUCCUAGCCCCCGCUGAUGCUGGUGGUAUCCAGCUCCCCUCCAUCCCUUCUGCACCUGAGGGCGUCCCUGUCCGCAGUCUGUUUGGUACCGCUGUCCUGAUCUCGAUCAUUGGUUUCGUCGAGUCGAUUGUCAUCACCAAGCAGUACGCCACCAAGCACAACUACUCUGUCAGUCCCAACCGCGAGUUGGUCGCCAUGGGUGUCGCCAACAUCUUCGGAGGUCUCUUCCAGGCCAUCCCCGCCUUUGGUUCUCUUUCCCGCAGUAAGAUUAACGACAAGGCCGGCGCUCGUACCCAGCUUGCUGGGUUCAUCACCGCUCUCAUUGUCCUCUUGUCCAUCUUUUUCUUGUUGCCUUAUUUCUAUUAUCUCCCCAAGGCUGUUUUGGCUGGCAUCAUUUGCGUUGCGGCCUUGUCGCUGCUCUCAGAGACCCCUCACGACGUCAAGUUCAUGUGGCAGAUCCAAGCCUGGUUCGACUUGGGACUUUUGCUCCUCACGUUCUUUGCUACCAUCACCGUCUCUGUUGAGGCUGGAACUCUGAUCGCCAUUGCCUUGUCAUUCUUGCUUGUCAUCAAGACCUCGACUUACCCCCGCAUCACCAUCAUGGGACGUAUGCCUGGCGCCAAGGGCAAAUUCCGCCCUAUCAAAGACUACCCUGGCAUUGCCGAGCACAUUGAUGGUGUUCUUAUUGUCAAGGUCGAGGAAGGACUCUACUUUGCCAAUACUGGUCAGCUCAAGGAUAGACUCCACCGUCUUGAGGUCUUUGGAGACAUGAGCGUUCACCCCUCAGAGGAGGCUCGUCUCAACCCCGUGGACCACGUUAUUUUCGAUGUCGAGAAUAUGCCCACGCUGGAUGCCAGUGCAGCACAGAUCCUGCUCGAGAUUGUUGAUGCCUACCACGCCCGUGAUAUCAAGGUCUACUUUGUGAAGCUGCGUGAGAACUCGCGCGAGCUGUUUGUGAAAUCAGGGCUCUUGGAGCGUGCUGGUGGCGAAAGUCACUUCUUCAGAAGGACAGCUGAGGCCAUGGACCACAUUGAGCGCGAGACCUUAAGCCUGACUGAGAGCGAAGUUCAAGUUUGA